CCAUUUUUCUGUCACUUUUCACUCAUUUUCCUUCUUGUGCGGUCGCCGGACGGUGUUUCUGCGGCCAUUCUUUUUCCGGGGAGCAUUUUUUGUGUGAAGCAUUUGAAAUUCAAGUGAAAAUAAAGUGUUUGUGUUAUUGUGUAUAGAUACCUAAUAGAAAUAAAUAAGGUCCCGUAUCUUAUCAACCGUAGAAAAGCUUCAGAAUGCUACCCUCCAAACUGGUCCUUUUCGCGCUGGUAGCGGUGGGAUGUUUGUUCGCCGGGCUGGUCCAGGCUCACGAUGAGGACACCGCCAGUAUUGCCCUCACCAAGGACACCUUCCAGGCGGAGAUCGACGGCAGCAAUUACUUCGUCAUGUUCUUCGCACCUUGGUGCGGUCACUGCAAAAAGCUCGCCCCAACCUGGGCCAAGCUAGCCGAAUCCAAGAACGACGACAGCACCCUCAAAGUGAAGAUUGGCCGCGUCGACUGCACCACCGAUGGGGAUCUGUGCAGUGAGCAGGACGUCACCGGAUAUCCGACGCUCAAGUUCUUCAAGCUGGGAGUGUCUGCCGAUCAGUCGGUCAAGUAUCGUGGCGCUCGCGAUCUGGACGCUUUCAAUGCCUUCAUUCGCGAACAGCUCGGUAUCGAGGAGGACGAAUCCGAGGAAACGGUCGCCGAACCACCGAAACCCGUCUCGCCGCUGGUCGAGCUGACCGAUGACACCUUCGCCAAGCACAUCUCCAGCGGAAAGCACUUUGUCAAGUUCUUCGCCCCGUGGUGCGGACACUGCACAAAGUUGGCCCCAACCUGGGAAGAACUGGCCAAGAGCCUCGAGUACGACACUUCGAUCAGCAUUUCUAAGAUCGAUUGCACCCAAUAUCGGCCAAUCUGUACCGAUUUCGAAGUCAAGGGCUACCCAACUUUGCUGUGGAUCGAGGAUGGCAAGAAGAUCGAAAAGUAUUCCGGUUCCCGGUCUCACGAGGAUUUGAAGGCCUAUGUGGCCAAGAUGGCCGGAGGACUCAAGCUGGACGAAGCUACCGAAAAGGUCGAAGGAGCAGAGAAGGACAACACUUCGGCCGUUGUCCAACUCUCCCAGCCGGACUUCCAGCACGCCAUCGAGAAGGGAGUCACGUUCGUGAAGUUCUACGCCCCGUGGUGUGGACACUGCAUGCGAUUGGCCCCGACCUGGGAACAGCUGGCGGAGAAAUUUGUCGGCUCGGAUAAGGUCAAGAUCGCCAAGGUGGACUGCACGUUGGAAGUGAACAAGGACCUUUGCGGCGAACAGGACGUUAACGGGUUCCCAACGGUGUACAUCUAUCGAAACGGCGAGAAGCUUAGCGAAUACAACGGCAACCGUUCGUUGGAGGAUUUGCACGACUUCGUGACCCGGCAUCUGACCGAGCACGACGAACUGUAAAGGCAUCGGGCAUCUCGAAUGCAUGUUGUGAUGUAUUUUUGUCAGUGUGCUGAACAAAACAACAAAUUGUGUAAUUCAAUCAUAUCUCGCACUAGGGAGAGACGAACAAUUCUGUGUAAAACGUAUUCGUAGACGUUUAUGAACUAGAUAUAAAGGGAAAAUGUUCUUUGGGAUAGGAAUCGUGACAGACGACUCAUUAAAGACAUAGACUUCAGAACACUUACAUUAAAGACAAGCCAAACUGUAACACACAAUAA
Aedes aegypti (yellow fever mosquito) is the source of this 1654-nucleotide messenger RNA. It is a transcript of the gene prtp, whose product is annotated as thioredoxin domain-containing protein 5 homolog. Gene Ontology annotation, molecular function: protein disulfide isomerase activity. The record is from RefSeq and is a predicted model, not a curated record. Gene Ontology annotation, cellular component: endoplasmic reticulum. Bases 204 to 1397 code for a protein of 397 amino acids. Lineage: Eukaryota; Metazoa; Arthropoda; Insecta; Diptera; Culicidae. Gene Ontology annotation, biological process: protein folding. The transcript is spliced from 3 exons.